AUGGCAUCUUGCCUCUUAGAGUGGUUGCGAGGAAGAUUCAGGAAGCGCGCACAGUCAUAUGGUUUUCCGGCUGAUCCAAGUUUGCCAAAGCCUGACAAGGUGGUGGUCGUACGCACCGGGCAAGAGCUGAAUGUCGGCCUUGCUUUCGCCUGGGGCACUUUUGGCACUGUGCACCGGGUGGAAGGCACGGUGAAUGGCGCGGAUGCGGUGGUGAAGCUGCCGCGAGUCCACAGGUUGUCUUUCCACGUCGGCGACGUGCUUCUUCUGAACGAAGUGGACGAUGAGAAUCGAGUGUGUCGUCGCGAGGAAAUGCUGCAAGAGGAAGCGAAGGUCCACCAGUCUCUGCACGAUUGCAGGGGCGUCGUGCCUUGGCUCUGCAACGUCCGGGCAUGGAUCGGUGGUGUGCAGGUAAGGGGAAUGGCCUUGCAGAAGAUGGACGGCACUUUGCGACAGCUUUGGACGCACAGCAACAGUGCUCAGCUGAACGUCAAUCAGAAUCGUUGCAACAGCAUCCGGUUGGCAGGCAUCCUAGGGUCCGCGGUCAACAUUCUCUGGGCAUUGGACAGGAUGCACGAGUGCGGGUUCUGUCACAUGGACAUCACACCAGAGAACUUGCUGUGGAGCGAAGCCCACUGCCAGUUGUACCUGGCGGACUUCGGCUCAGCUGCGCGACGGCCAGGAUUCACAGCGCAGGCAUUGCAGGAUCUGCCCGAAACUGCAAACAUCCGUGGGAGCUAUGCUUUGGCUUUCAGAGGGGUGUGGCGGGUGCUACGGCAGCUGUAUGAUCAGUUCCAUUACAGCUCCUUUGUUCGCUUUUAUCUCCGCGACGAGACCCCCAGCGACAAGAAAGUCGAGCUGCCGCUGGCCGACCGCCGCCUCGACUACUUCGCACUCGUGAUCAUUCUUCGCAACCUGCUUGGACAGAAAGGAUUUGUCGCUGGUCGCCAUGAUUCCUAUCCGGAGGGCGAAGCAAGGACGAUUCCGAACUCCUUCGAUCCACCGAGACGCGAGGAGCCAUGGGGCCGGGCAGAUCCGACGUGGCCAUCGCUUUUGGAGGCGCGUGUGCAGCUGCGGGCCUUGACCGAUGGGCUGGAGGCGCUUGCGCUGCAGCCGGAGCACGAGCUCAAGCAGAACCAGGGAGAUGCCUUCUUGGAUGAUGCUUUGAGGAGGAGCCUCCAGGAUUGGCAACCGGCGGAGAGCCGCGAGAGGCUCAGGAGGCUUCAGGAGCUCGACCUCUGGCGGGGGAGGCUGGGCCCCGGACCCAGCGGACCUCUCGUCUUCUGGCACAGAGAUUCCUCCGGCACGGCCGUGGACAUCAUGUCCUUCGAGCUUGGGGAGCUGGGCGACCAGCCGCAGUACUUGGUGCACGAGGCGAAGAAGGAGCUCGCCGCCCGCUUGGGCUGUCUUCCUCCCCAAAUCAAGCUCUGGGCUUUGCUGCGGCCCCGCUUCGAAAGUUUGGAGGAGGAGGAGGUCUUCCCAGGUAUGCGCGUGGAGCAGCUGGAUUCGCCCAGUCUGCGCGUGGAGGUGAUGCCAGUCGAGCAACUCGAGAAGGGGAUCGGCUUCGAAGUCUCCGAGCACUUCAUGACGACCAGCUACGAAGAGGUCUGGUACCUCCUGAACAGCCGCCACGUGCACCCCGACUGCAUCUCUCUGCGGGACCUCAUCGACGCAGGGUCCGGGCCAUGCCGUGCGGCGCUGGAGAACAAGGCGGAUCCCAACCAGAUCGGCGACUGGAGAUGGAGAGACCCCAACAGGGCGGGACACUAUGGAGAUGGCAGAGGCACUACACCCUUGACUUACGCAGCCAAGAAGACGCCCUAUGCGUCGGACAACCGCGGCUGGUUUCGCCACGAGAAUGCCAAGGCUAUGGAGAUGAUGCAGAUGCUCUUGGAGGCUGGGGCGGAGGUCAACAUGGUCGAUGCCAACGGCGACACUCCCUUGUCGCUGGUACAGUGUCAACUGGAAAAGUGGUGCGAUCAGCCGCAGAUGUAUGCUACGUUUCGUGAAACUCGCAGCUUGUUGUGCGAAGCUGGUGCAGAUCCGACACUGCUGACCGUUUCUGUUUGA
Messenger RNA from Symbiodinium sp. CCMP2456, 2067 nucleotides. Lineage: Eukaryota; Dinophyceae; Suessiales; Symbiodiniaceae. The record is from the annotation of a GenBank genome assembly.